AUGCUCUUCAGCGAAGACUUCCUAGAGAUAUCAAUAGAUCCGGUAUUCUGCAGCGACUGUGUUCGCGAAGAAAUCGAGUUUUUUGACGAGAUCAUCGGGAGCAUGGGGAGUGAAAUGACCAACGCUGACAUUCAAAUCAGUAAUGAAUACCACAGAGACGGAUACGCCGAGUCCAAGGAUGUUUUCGCCGCAUUCCAAAGAAGUAUGGGAGCAAGUAUGGCAGGACUCCAAAGAAACAUCGAAGCGAGCUGGGCCGAUCUCCGAAAAAGCGUGGAAGCAAGUAUGGCAGAUCUCCAGGAGGAAAUCACAAAGCAGGAAGCCAGAGUCACAGAAUUGGUCGAAAAGAUAUAUGCUUCAAAAGGAGAUGUCAAGGAGGUCAGGGCGUAA
This is a messenger RNA of Haemonchus placei, 387 nucleotides long. The record is from the annotation of a GenBank genome assembly. NCBI's taxonomy places the organism in Eukaryota, Metazoa, Nematoda, Chromadorea, Rhabditida, Trichostrongylidae.